Dermacentor albipictus is the source of this 4521-nucleotide messenger RNA. RefSeq names its product clotting factor C-like. The record is from RefSeq and is a predicted model, not a curated record. Gene Ontology annotation, molecular function: serine-type endopeptidase activity. Gene Ontology annotation, biological process: proteolysis. Lineage: Eukaryota; Metazoa; Arthropoda; Arachnida; Ixodida; Ixodidae.
UCAGCACGUGCCGCUGUGACGUGAGCGAAUGAAUCCGGUUUGCCCAUGCGUUCACCCGCCGUGAGAAGUCUAGUGAGAAUCUAGUGUGUCAGUAAGAAAACGAACAGUCUUUGGCACGAUUGCCAUCGCAGAAAAGACGAGCAAAUAUUGCCGGUGUCGGCCCACGUGCACCGUGUUUUGACGGUCGGGGUGAGCGAUGAACCGCAUCACCGAGCGGGCGCGUUGCUCGCGCGCGGCGCAAUAAAGGCGGUUCUUCGGAGAAGGCAGCGAAUAUCUCGGAGAAGGAGGCAUCGUGCUUACGUUGGGACCACUAAGGAGAGGGUCAUUUCUACGGCGUCGCUGGUGCACGCCUCUUUCAUUUCGAAGCGGUACUACGGCAUUACUGCCAAGCUGAGAAGGGCGUCGCGCUGCGGCUCGGCUAUCGCCGUUUGACAUGAUUUCGUCGCUAAGCUACGCUGGAGUUUUUUCGGCAUUGGUUGCUAUCACUUACUCAGUUGACAUCAAGGGUUUCUGCCAUAAUGAGGCGCACGAUUGUGUUUGUGGUUCCACUGGGACAACAGUGAAAGUCAAAGUAGACGGGUGCAGCUACGUCCGCCGCUUCGAAUUUCGCUGCCGACCUUGCGACAGGGACUCUUUCAACAAAGUCUGCCCAAACUAUGGCUAUUGUCAGACGUGUGUCGAAGGUCUAAAUGCAUGCGAAACCUGCCCGCCCGGAAAGUACGGUGUCUGGUGCACGUCGGUCUGCAACUGUCAGAAUGGAGGAGUCUGCGACAAGGACACAGGUCAUUGCCGGUGUCUCCCAGGAUUCUCGGGCGCUCUUUGUGAAAUCAGAGAUGGAUGCACUCCUCCGGCUCAUCAGCAAGGUGUCUUGGCUACCAUGGCGCCAGCAAACCUGCCAAAGAUUAUUCAUUACAACUGCCCAACUGGUUUCAAGAGGAUCGGCGCUGGCACCAUCAACUGCCAAAACGAUGGCUCCUGGAAUGGAGCGCCACCCUAUUGUGAGAGGCAAGUGCCGUGCCCUCCGUUACCCGACGUGGCCCGGAGCGUUGCUCAGGUGCAUGGCGCCGCGACCAGCGUGCGGGAGAUUCAGUACAACGGCACCACCGUGACCUACUCAUGCACCGACGGAUACGAAAUUGUCGGCGCAAAGUCACUGGAGUGCACCCAGGUGGGCGUCUGGGCGGAGCCUCCGCCAUCCUGCCUUAAAGUUUCCGAAACAGAGGUGACUUGCUCAACUAAAGCCAACGAGAUCUUAUCUGACGAUAGCGACACGGCGGUGAGGGUCCACUGUCCUCCCGGCUGCGGCCUGGUGUCCGGUUCAGUGAUCGGUUCUUACCAGUACCACGUGCUGUCCUCGCUCUGCCGCGCGGCCGUGCACGCUGGCCGGCUGAACAACGCCGGCGGCGCGGUGCACGUGCGUGCCACGGGCGCGUACGCGGACUUCGUCUCCUCCACGGCGCACGGCGUGUCUACAGCCAAUUACUCAACUCUUGGAGCCAGUUUCAAAUUUGUUACUGUGGACGACUCACAGUGGAGGAUUCCUGAAGAAGGCUGUCCACCCAAGUGGAGAGAUUCCGGCAGUUUUUGUUUUUACUCGGCCGGAAAAAGCCGAUCUCAGACAAGAGCGAGAAACUUUUGCCGCAAUCUGGGAAGCAAAGUUGUAGCUCUUCGUGGAGAUAACACUACGAGGAACCUUGCUGCCGAAUUCAUGGCGGCUAACGGAAUCGUGGAAACAUGGCUUUCAGAGCUUCGAGUCCCGGCAAACAACGAUACACCUGGAGACAGUUGCAUGGCUCUAAGCGUCGUUAAUCCCAGUCAGCCCGAAGUCGUUACAAGGCCGUGCAAUCUCAGUCUUCCUGUCAUAUGCUUUGCGCUCAAGACCUUAAAGCUAGUCCAGUGCGAGGACCCAGGCCCAGUUAAGGGUGGCUCGGCGUUGGUGGAGAAGACUUCGCACGGUCGCUUCCUGGACGGCAGCCGCAUAUCCUACUACUGUAAGGAACUGCACUACCUCAGCGGAGAGGGAACGCUCACGUGCACCGCCAACGGCACCUGGAGCGCCCAGAAGCCUCGUUGCAUCCCCGUGGUUACCUGUGGAGAGCCGGAAGUUCCAAGUCACGGGACCAUCCGCCUGCUUCCCCCGAUACGUGGGGGUGAUCCUCGGCGCGGACCAGUGCGCGGGCAUGCGCGGGCGUCCGUGCCGAUACGGCUGCAGCGUCCUCUCAGCCUCAGCUCCACGGCGUACGAUGGGAACGACACGAGGGCGGCAGAGGAAGUGAACCUGGUGCUGCCCCCAGGACACCACCGUGUCGGAUCCCGCGCCGAGUACGCCUGCCUGCCGCAGUACGAGAUGGCUGGUUCCACGGUGCGGCGGUGCCUGUCGUCAGGACAGUGGAGCGGUUUACCGGCCACCUGUAUUCCCGUGUGCGGCCGGUCGGACUCCCCACGCAGUCCCCUCAUCUACAACGGAAACGCAUCAGACGUGGGUCAGUGGCCGUGGCAGGCUGCGCUGAGCGUGCGCAACCCCUCGUCCAACGGCAGUGCCGUCGAAUGGGUGCUCAACUGCGGCGGCAGCCUGCUCUCGGAGACCUGGGUGGUGACCGCAGCCCACUGCGUCACGUAUGAGGCCUCGCGCGUCGUCAUACCGCGCGACAUAUUGCGCGUGGCGCUGGGCAAGCACUUCCGCAGCGACAGCAAAGACGACGCCCACGUCCAAAUGCGCCAGGUUGCAGAGAUCCACGUGAACUUUGAUUACGAUCCCACCUCGUACGACAAUGACAUCGCGCUGCUGCAACUGGAGCAGGCCGUGGAGCUGACGCCUCGCGUGAGGCCCGUCUGUCUGCCCACGGACCGAUCGGCCAGGGUCCACCUACAGGAAGGAAAACUGGGAGUGGCGACCGGCUGGGGCCUUACAGAGAGCGGCGACUACGCAGACGUGCUGAGCGAGGCCGUGCUGCCCGUGGUGGCGAACGAGAAGUGCCAGGAAGCGUACGAGCGUGCGGGCGUGCCGCUCACAGUGUCCGAGGCCAUGUUCUGCGCGGGCCACGCCAACGCCACGUCGGACGCGUGUAGCGGUGACUCGGGUGGCCCCAUGGUGUUCAUCGACGACUCCGUCACCACCGAGCGACGCUGGAUCCUCGAGGGCGUCGUCAGCUGGGGCAGCCCAUCCGGGUGUGCGGUGGCCAACCAGUACGGCGGAUUCACCAGGGUCUUCGCCUUCCUUCCCUGGAUCAAGCAGUUCGUCUGAACGCCAGCCCCGUUUCGGCUGGCCCGGACGAAGCAUGUGUCGGAGACGCUGCAUGGGACAGCUUUGAGCGCGCAAGCAAAUUUUGUUCGCUGUCUCCCAACGGAUUGUAUCCAGUGGACCCGGACUGACAAUAGACUGAUUCGUUUUUUACUUGCGAUGUCCGAAUGACGAUGGAAUUCACUUUUCUUUUUUCUUUUUUACUCCUUUCUUUAUUUUCGCUUCGGCAUCCGCACGCAAAAGCCUCGAACCUUUGCUUAGUUACCGAGUUGCAGUAACGCAAUUGUCCCACCAUGCUUUGUUAUUCUUAUGGCGUCUGACCUUGAGUUGCGCUCAAAACAGAGAUGUGGGAGCUGCAUAUUUUGCUCGGUGAAACAACCAGAAAAGAUUUUUGGAUUUUCCGACAUGAAAAUAGAGCAGUGGCUUCAUGGACUUGCGGCAAGAAGAUACUUUGCUCGUGCUUGAAAACGGUAGGCGUGCAGACACGGACAAGAGUAGAGAGAAACGGUCAACGCAAACGUGUUUCCUUCUACUUGUGGCCGUGUCUGUACGUCUACUUUUCUUUCUUUAAAUGAAUUUCUACGACUGUCAAUCUAAACUUCAAUACCUGGUUCGGAGCGAAGUGCACCUUCUAUUAAUUUGACCACUCCAUCCCCCCCCCCCAAAAAAAAAUGAGAACGAACAAAUAAACAAAAACAAACUCUAGUUUUAAGGUGCCUAUGUUCCUGCCAAGGGACGGGUAGGUGUUGGUACACAAAUUUAUCAAAGCACUCGCGCAAUACUUUGACGAGAGAUAAUCGCAACUGCACACGUUAAGUUGUAAAGGUAGCAGUAUUGUUGCCCAAGGUUUGCAGAAAUUUACUUGUGCCGUCCUGAGAAUGUUCAUGUGCCACUCGAGGCAUUUAUAUGCCUAGAAGCUCUUCUGCUUUUUACACUAAGUCACUUUUAUAAAUUAAGUCAUUUUAAACCAAACAGGUUAUUUCGAUGAAAUAUAGGGGAAAACAAGGUCACCCAGAUUCUGAACGUGCAUACAAGUUUCUGUAUAUUUUUAUUCACACGCUGUCCAAUUUUGAUCUGACACGAAUUGUGCCUGGCGGCGUAAUGCAUUCUGCUAGGCAUAAAAAAGGUUCCUUCACUCGCAAGCGUCCUGCAUACGCCAAAUGCAUGAGACACAACUACGCGGAUAGUAAAUCGCCCUUAAGAGAAAAUAAACUUAAAUGUCCUAAAAUGUUGAGUUUCUUAAAAAAGUGUCUUUGAAAUAAACUACAGUGUGAACUGUU